GCAUGGCCGGACGUGGGAAGCUGCUAGCGGUGCUGGGCGACGAGGACACGGUGACCGGGUUCCUGCUGGGCGGCGUGGGCGAGCUGGACAAGCACCGCAAGCCCAACUUCCUGGUGGUGGAGAAGGAGACCAGCAUCACCGAGAUCGAGGAGACCUUCCGCCCCUACGACGCCACCAAGGACUCCAUCCUGCGCCGCGCCAAGGGCAUGUUCACGGCCGAGGACCUCCGAUAGGCGCACGGGGCGCCCUUCCCCCCCCCAAACACCCCGGGGCCGGGACCCCUCCUUCGUCUUGUGUGCUGAGCCCCCUCUUCCCCGUCGCACCAGUACGCCCCAGUUCAGGGCCCUGCAUCUUCUCUGGGGUCCCCGGGCCAGCUCUAGGGGCUGGGCACAGGGGUGCAGGGUCCUCGUGUUGCCCCUGCACGAUGCCCUUGUCCGCGGGGGUUGGGAGGGCUGCAGGUAGGUCUGGCUUCAGGCUGCCCCCCCACCCCAAUGCUGUUUCGUAGCACCCGGUGCCCACCCCUGUCUCUUGUGUUUGUGAGUGCACUGCCCUGUCAUUAAAUAAGUCCCCAAAUGUC
Alligator sinensis (Chinese alligator) is the source of this 577-nucleotide messenger RNA. RefSeq names its product ATPase H+ transporting V1 subunit F (gene ATP6V1F). Gene Ontology annotation, molecular function: proton-transporting ATPase activity, rotational mechanism. Bases 3 to 233 code for a protein of 76 amino acids. Gene Ontology annotation, cellular component: membrane. Lineage: Eukaryota; Metazoa; Chordata; Crocodylia; Alligatoridae. The transcript is spliced from 2 exons. Gene Ontology annotation, biological process: monoatomic ion transmembrane transport. The record is from RefSeq and is a predicted model, not a curated record.